Medicago truncatula (barrel medic) is the source of this 1490-nucleotide messenger RNA. Its product is annotated as 30S ribosomal protein S1, chloroplastic. Lineage: Eukaryota; Viridiplantae; Streptophyta; Magnoliopsida; Fabales; Fabaceae. Bases 56 to 1285 code for a protein of 409 amino acids. Gene Ontology annotation, biological process: translation. The transcript has 7 exons. The record is from RefSeq and is a predicted model, not a curated record. Gene Ontology annotation, molecular function: structural constituent of ribosome; mRNA binding. Gene Ontology annotation, cellular component: chloroplast stroma.
AAAACUAAAAACCGAAACAGAUUGUGUCUGUUGAGAGAGAGAGAGAGAGAUUGGUAUGGCCAUGGCGUCUGUAGCUCAACAACUGACCAGCACAAAAUGGAGUCCCCUCCUAUGUAAACCAACAACAACACAAACCCAUAAACAAAGACGCCCUGGUAUUGUAUGUUCCAUUGCAAUUAGUAGCGCCAAUAACAAAGAAAGAGCAAAGCUUAAAGAGCUUUUUUAUAAUGCUUAUGAACGUUGUCGUAAUGCUCCAAUGGAAGGUGUUUCGUUUACUCUUGAUCAGUUUACAGAAACUCUUGAAAAAUAUGAUUAUGAGUCUGAAAUUGGUACCAAGGUUAAGGGCACUGUGUUUGGCACCGAGACCAGUGGAGCUUUUGUUGACAUUACUUCAAAGUCCACGGCUUACUUGCCGCUAUAUGAGGCGAGCCUCUACAAACUUAGGCAUGUAGAAGAAGCAGGCAUAUUUCCUGGCGUGAAAGAGGAAUUUGUAAUUGUUGGUCAAAAUGAAAUUGAUGAUGGUAUGAUCUUGAGUUUAAGAGAUAUCCAGUUUGAGCUUGCAUGGGAAAGGUGUAGACAACUUCAAGCAGAAGAUGCUGUUGUCAAGGGUAAGAUUAUUGAUGCAAAUAAAGGUGGUGUGGUGGCUGAAGUUGAAGGCCUUAAGGGAUUUGUUCCAUUCUCACAGAUGUCAACGAAAUCACCGGGAGAAGAGAUUAUUGAGUUUGAGGUUCCUCUAAAGUUUGUGGAGGUGGACCAGGAACAAGCUAGACUUGUCCUUAGCCACCGCAAAGCCGUAGCCGGCAUCCAAGGACAACUAGGAAUUGGAUCAGUUGUCACUGGCACUGUGCAAAGCCUAAAGCCAUAUGGUGCCUUUAUCGACAUUGGUGGUGGAAUCAGUGGCCUUCUUCAUGUCAGUCAAAUUAGUCACGAUCGUAUAUCAGAUAUUGUAACUGUUCUUCAACCUGGUGAUACUCUGAAGGUGAUGAUCUUAAGUCAUGACCGGGAGAGAGGCCGUGUAAGUCUUUCCACAAAGAAGUUGGAACCUACACCUGGAGAUAUGAUCCGUAAUCCAACGCUUGUAUUCGAGAAGGCGGAGGAGAUGGCUCAGACAUUCAGACAGAGAAUAGCGCAAGCAGAAGCCAUGGCUCGUGCUGAUAUGCUUAGGUUCCAGCCAGAGAGUGGAUUAACUCUCAGCAGCGACGGGAUCUUAGGACCACUUGGUUCAGACUUGCCGCCAGAGGGACUGGAUCUGAGUGAGAUACCCCCAGCUGAAGAAGAAUAUUGAUUGAGGGAAUUCAGAGGCCUUUACCUUUUUGCCUUUAUUGCACCUUGCUCUAUGUAUUGUUGUAGAAUGAUAAACCUAAUGUUAUUUUUUCUUUUGUAUUGAUGUAUUCAUAUUUCCUCGACGGUGUAAAAUUGAAAAGAGAAAACAAACUAUUGCCUUGUAUAUUUGAGGAACCUGUUAAAUAUGAUCAGAAACUAAAACACUA